GGGGGCGGAGCUGCCCGUGGACGGGGGUCGCGCGCUGCGGGCGGCGGCGGUGUGCGCGUGCUCGCUUCAGGGAUGGGCCGCGCCUGGCAGGCGCUGCGGGCCCUGCGCCUGCGGCUCCUGGGGCCAGAGAAGGAGCUGGUGGGCACCGACCAGUUCGGCAACAAGUACUACCGCGUGCCUCAGCACCAGACCGGCGCAGGGCAAAUUAAACCUGAAAGAAGGUUUGUAGAAGCAGUAAAUCGGCAAGCAUACCAGUACGAGAUGGGUGACUUUCCAACAGAAUGGGAAGCUUGGAUAAGAAAAAAAAGAAAGGAUCCACCCACCAUUGAGGAGAUUCUUAAGAAUGAGAUGUACAGACAAGAAAUGAAACAGAAGGUCAAAGAUGUGUAUGAAAAAGAUAAGCUCCUUCAGACCAAGGAAUAUAAGGAGGGACUUGUUGCUGAACCAGUUCAUGCUCAGGUUAAAGGCCACGCGUCAGCUCCCUACUAUGGAAAGAAAGAGCCAUCCCAAGACCCAGCAAGCACUUCAGGUUCCUUUCAGCCGGGUUCCUGGAUGCCACCAGGAAGUGACAGUAGUAAAAAGAACCAGCUUUGAUGUACAAACAUUGCCAACGGAUAAAUGCUUUAAUAGGCAUCGUAAACAACUGUUAUGUAUAGUGGCCAUGCAAUAAAGUAGUAUUAAAUCCAA
This is a messenger RNA of Tympanuchus pallidicinctus (lesser prairie-chicken), 687 nucleotides long. It is a transcript of the gene NDUFAF2, whose product is annotated as NADH:ubiquinone oxidoreductase complex assembly factor 2. The transcript has 4 exons. The record is from RefSeq and is a predicted model, not a curated record. NCBI's taxonomy places the organism in Eukaryota, Metazoa, Chordata, Aves, Galliformes, Phasianidae. The coding region runs from base 73 to 594 and encodes 173 amino acids. Gene Ontology annotation, biological process: mitochondrial respiratory chain complex I assembly. Gene Ontology annotation, cellular component: membrane.